CCUCACAUGACCCAGCUUAAUCCUCUACUCCUCUCUUCCUGAAGCUGCACACUGCAGUAGGAGCAUAGCAGAAAUGCAGACAAAAGGGGGACCAAAAUGUGCAAGACGGGCCCUACUGCUUGGCAUCCUCUGGAGCACCACACACCUGCCUCUCCCAGGAGCUUCCUUGCCCCAGCGUCUCCCAAGGGCUACAGAAAAUAGCACCCAAUGUGUUAUUUCUCCAUCAUCGGAGUUUCCCGAAGGGUUUUUCACAAAACAGGAGCGCAGAGACGGAGGCAUCAUAAUCUACUUCCUAAUUAUCCUUUAUAUGUUCAUGGCUGUGUCUAUUGUCUGUGAAGAGUACUUUCUACCCUCCCUGGAAAUCAUCAGUGAAUCCCUUGGAUUGUCUCAGGAUGUUGCAGGUGCAACUUUCAUGGCAGCGGGUAGUUCAGCUCCUGAAUUAGUUACUGCUUUCCUAGGUGUAUUUAUCACAAAGGGAGAUAUUGGCAUUAGUACCAUUCUCGGAUCUGCAAUUUAUAACCUGCUUGGUAUCUGUGCAGCCUGUGGCUUACUGUCUAAUGUGGUUUCAACACUCUCAUGUUGGCCCCUAUUCAGAGACUGUGCAGCAUAUGCAAUUAGUGUAGCAGCAGUUCUUGGCAUAAUAUUUGACAACCAAGUUUACUGGUAUGAAGGAAGUUUAUUGCUUUUGAUAUAUGGAUUAUAUGUGUUGGUGCUGUGUUUCGACAUUAAAAUUAACCAAUAUAUUAUAAAGAAAUGCAGUUCUUGCUGUACUGGUCUUGCAAAAGCUAUGGAGGAGAGAAGUGAACACCAGCCACUCAUGGGAUGGGAAGAUGAGGGUCAACCAUUCAUUCGUCGGCAGUCAAGAACUGACAGUGGGAUAUUUCAUGAAGAUUCUGGCUACUGUCAGCUCUCUAUAAGUUUACAUGGUCUUAGCCAGGUUUCUGAAGAUCCACCAAGUGUUUUCAACAUGCCUGAAGCAGACUUAAAAAGAAUUUUUUGGGUAUUAUCCCUUCCUAUUAUUACAUUACUUUUUCUAACCACACCAGAUUGUAGAAAAACAUUUUGGAGGAACUACUUUGUGAUAACCUUUUUCAUGUCUGCACUAUGGAUAUCUGCAUUCACAUAUAUUCUGGUUUGGAUGGUCACAAUAACUGGAGAAACACUAGAAAUUCCAGAUACAGUAAUGGGCCUUACUUUAUUAGCAGCAGGAACAAGCAUACCAGACACAAUUUCAAGUGUGCUGGUUGCAAAGAAAGGUAAAGGAGAUAUGGCUAUGUCUAACAUCGUGGGAUCCAAUGUGUUUGAUAUGCUAUGUCUUGGUGUUCCGUGGUUUAUUAAAACUGCAUUUGUAAACGCAUCAGCUCCUAUAGAAGUGAACAGCAGAGGACUAACUUACAUAACCAUCUCUCUCAACAUUUCAAUUAUAUUUCUCUUCUUAGCAGUUCACUUCAAUGGCUGGAAACUAGACAGAAAGUUAGGAAUAGUAUGCCUACUAUUAUAUGUGGGGCUUGCUACAUUAUCAAUUCUGUAUGAACUUGGAAUUAUUGGAAGUAAUAAAAUAAGGGGUUGUGGAGGUUGAUAUUAUUAAUAGUGUUAUGUGGAAAAUGUGAAUGUCAGGGAGGGAA
Molecule: messenger RNA, 1625 nt
Organism: Otolemur garnettii (small-eared galago)
Lineage: Eukaryota; Metazoa; Chordata; Mammalia; Primates; Galagidae
Gene: SLC24A5
Product: solute carrier family 24 member 5
Exons: 9
Coding region: 74-1579 (501 amino acids)
Biological process (GO): intracellular calcium ion homeostasis; calcium ion transmembrane transport; melanocyte differentiation
Cellular component (GO): membrane
Molecular function (GO): calcium channel activity; calcium, potassium:sodium antiporter activity
Source: RefSeq, a predicted model, not a curated record